GGGCAUCCAGGCUGCGCUAGCGGGACGCCCCUUACUUUUUGGAACUUUCCAGGCGCUCUGUUAACAGUCGGAAAUCAAGUUUCUGGAAGCUGCGUUGAGCUUUUUAGCCCUCGCUGCAGGAAGCAAUGCAGAAAUCAGAGUGCCAUGGAGGGGUGCCGUGCAGAAACAGAGUGGCAGGUACCUGUGAUCCAAGAACAUCAUCAAGCACCCAGAUAAAGCCCAGGACUCCACUUCAACAAAGCAAGUCUCCAUCAUCAACCAGUUCUCCAGAAUCUUCCAGAAAGCUUCAUCCUCGACCAAGUGAUAAACUUAACCCCAAAACAAUUAACCCAUUUGGUGAACAGUCACGAGCCCCUUCUGCGUUUGCGGCUAUUUACUCGAAAGGGGGUAUUCCUUGCAGGUUGGUCCAUGGUUCCGUGAAGCACAGGCUGCGGUGGGAAUGCCCUCCAGAGACUCUUGCAUUUGAUCCUCUUCUUAUUACUUUAGCAGAGGGCCUGAGAGAGACCAGACAUCCAUACACCUUUGUAUCAAAGGAGGGUUUUCGAGAACUGCUUUUGGUGCCCGGUGCUCUUGAGAAAGCAGUGCCUUUGCUUCCUAGGAUGAUUCCUGUGCUAAAGGCUGCACUGGUUCACUCGGAUGAUGAAGUGUUUGAGAGAGGACUGGAUGCUCUUGUUCAGUUAAGUGUCACUGUCGGCCCUUUUCUUACGGAUCAUCUGAAACACCUGCUCACGAGUCUUUCCAAGCGGCUAAGAAACAAAAAGUUCAAGGAGCCAAUCACCAGCGCAUUACAGAAGCUAGAGCAGCAUGGUGGAAGCGGAAGCCUUAUCAUCAUCAAAUCUAAAAUUCCAACAUAUUGCUCCAUUUGUUGUUAAAUAGGGAAUCAGCAAAGAUCAUCUCACUACCUGGUAACAGAUUUUUAAACACUGACUACAGAAACCAUGGGAAUUUUCAGAUGCAGCUCAUUUUGUUCUCUUAAAAUCAUAGACAACAUUCAUUAUUUGCUAUUUAAUGUGAGUUUAUACAGUUCCACUGAAUCAUAGUAAAAGUUCGUAAUGAGCCAAAAAAAAUAGUUAAUAAUGGUAAGCUAUUAAAAACAGU
Molecule: messenger RNA, 1098 nt
Organism: Sorex fumeus (smoky shrew)
Lineage: Eukaryota; Metazoa; Chordata; Mammalia; Eulipotyphla; Soricidae
Gene: PACRGL
Product: parkin coregulated like
Exons: 9
Coding region: 126-872 (248 amino acids)
Source: RefSeq, a predicted model, not a curated record